AUGUUGUUGGAAAAUUCUAAUAAUUAUGUGAGUUUGUAUUUUUUUCUCUUUUUGUAUAUGGUUAGUUAGAAUAAGUAGUAGAAUAAUUCCGAUUGACCUGUUUCGAGUGUUUUUUGUUGGUUAGUUGAAUCAAGCAAAAAAAAAUGAAAAGAGGAUAAUUUGAUUCGCUCGCCGCAAAGAAAUGUUAAUUGGAAGAAAAACGGGAUUUUUUGAUUGAUUUCGUGGGAAAAAUUGAAAUUUAUCUCUCUUGUUUUUUUGGGGGAGGAAAUUGGAAAUUUUGAAAUUGGAUUACAUAAAGAAACAUCCAACGUUUUUGAAUUUCUGGAAAAAAUUAACAGUACCGAAAAUUUUAGAUAAUUUUUCUGAAAUGAUAUCUGAGCCUGAAAAUCAUUACCACAUUUUUUAUCUGGAUGAGGGCCAGGACAAUUUUCUUAACUGGCCAAGAAAAUCUAUAUGAUUAUGAACUUGGUCUAAAUUGUCCCCAUUCAAAUAUUCUAAAAAUCAAAUGUGGUCUGUUUUCAUAACCUUCCAAUUUUUUGCCCAAUUUUUUUCCAUUCUUUUCACACUAUCUCAUUUACAAUACUCGUUCGUUUGUUAGUAAAUAGUUUAUUUUAUGAGUGAUUGAUGAUGACCUUUUUUCUCUCGUCUUUAUAUACAUACACACCUUUUUGUUAGGUGCCCUCUACCUUUUUGAUGGCAGAAAUUGAUAAACAUUAGACAUAUAUGUGUGAAAUUGACCGAAGACAAAAAGACAAUGAACUGGGAUAAUAAAUUUUGUCUUGGCUCUUUGCUCUUUUUUCGUUGCUCCAAAGUAUGAAUUAAUGAGUUUGCCAACUGACACGACACUUUUUUUGUGUUUUUUCUUGUCAGAUUUUGUUUGAAAAUGAAAUGGGAAAAAUGGAUUAAUACAUAGUAAAUGGGUUCGUUUUCUUACGCCCAACAAUUAGUAUAUGUCCUUCGUAAAAUUGGUAUUACAUAACAUUGAAAAAAACGAAAUAAUAACAGAUUAAAUAAAAAAAGGUAGCAAAUUUGCAUUUGGUAAUAGUAGUAAAAAAGAAUUAAAAAACUGGUUUGAAUUCUCGAUUGGGGAAAUGAAAAAAAGAGAAAACAUUGUAAAAGGGUUGAAAUUUACGAAUUUUCAGGCUCAACUAAAAUCUAUAGUUGGAAGAAGUGCCGUUUGUGUCAAUGGAAUCGCGCUACAUCAACAAACUGAUACACUUUUGCAAGUUGCUGGGUUAGUUUUAGGGAAAGAUAUUUGGAAAAUUAGAAGUCGGGAAAUUAGGAAAGAAAUUAGAAACUCGACAAAAAAUCUCGCCUCUAUAGAGAUAUUUACCCCAAUUCCAAGUUUUUUUUUAAAGAAUUUGAUUUUCCUGAUUUUUUGAGAAAGGAAUAAUUGAAAAGAAAAAUUGACAGUUAUUUUGAUUCCGAUCUUCAAUUUACAUUUUUUUUUUCCAGAAGUUCUGUGAUAGUGACCUCAACAUCGAAUCAAGAUCAUCUCGAAGGACAUUUAAUAUCAGUUGCCAAACAACAAUUCAGUUGUGUUUCCAUCACUUCGUGUGGAAGAUUUGCGGCAACUGGUGAAAAUGGACAUAAUCCAAGUGUUCGAUUAUGGCAAAUUCGAGAUGAUCGAGGAAAUUUUGUGGGAAAAUUGAUAAGAUCAAUGAAUGCGCAUAGUGUUGGAAUUAAUAUAGUAGUGAGUUCACUUUUUUGAAGAUGAGAAAAUAAUAAAAAUAAUGAUUUUUUUUUGCAGCGUUUUACCCCGGAUGAUUCGACUCUCAUUUCAAUUGGAUGUCAACACGAUGCUCAAAUUAUAACUUGGGAUUGGAAAAAUGGAUUGGAUUUAGGUGUUGGAAAACUGAUGUCACCUGUAAAUGCUCUAACAAUUUCAUAUGAUAGUAGUAUGUGUGUUACUGUUGGUGCAAAAAGUGUCAAAUAUUGGUUUUUGCCAAUGGCUUCGGAUGGAGUUUCAAAAAGAGCUGGUUUAACGGUGAGAAACAAAAUUAAGAUGAAAAAACAGAGUUGAAACACUACAGUAGUUUUCAGCCCUAAAUGUCUAUACAGAUUCAACGUGUUCCAAUGAUUUGUCAUUUUUCAGAGUCGAUCCGCUAUUUUGGCCGAUAAAAGAAAUGUAAAUUUUGUCGACGCAACAUUUUGUGAUUCAACAAAUCGUUUAGUUGCUGUAACUGCUACUGGAGAAAUUGUUGAAUUCAAUGGAAAUAAAAAAUAUGUGAAAUGUUAUAAUUGGAAAGAUUCUGGAGAUUUCAAAGCUGUCUGUAUAUCUCGAAUUCCCGAAGGCCUUCUGGUAAGACAUUUUUCUCAAAAACAAUAUCUGAACAUAUUUUUUUUCAGAUUGGAUGUUCGGAUGGACUUGUUAGACUAUUUUGUCUUCUUGGAGAUGAUCUCGAUUUCUUAGCCGAUCUUGCUCCACCGAUGCAUAUUUUAAUAGAUCCAUCGAUUGUUGAUUCGCCCCAAAAACUUCAAGAUCAUCCAGACGAUGCAAUGUUAGUUUAAAAAACAAAUAUGAAAUGAAUAAAAUUCUCAAAUUAUUUUUUUCAGAUUUCCUGAACCUCGAUGUAUUGUUUCCUCUCCAUUUGGACCUCAUUUUGUUGUUGGAUAUUCUGAUCGUUCUCUAGUUGCAUUUUCUAGAGAUCAUGGGAAUUGGGGGUUCAAACGAGCAAGUCUUGGACAUGUUGGAUCUGUGAAUUGUAUUGAAUCAUUUCCGAGCACAUCGCCUUGUUUACCACCUGGAACUGUUAUAACUGGAGGAAGUGAUGGAACAAUCAGAUUUUGGAAUUUUGAAGCAAAUGAAAAUCGAGCUGAAGUUUCGAAUAUUUUAUGUCCAUCACUUUUGAAAGUUGUUUAUUUGGAUGAUAAUCAGGAAUUGUUGACGGAUCGAAGAAUUUUGGAUACUGUUGGACCGGCGAAAGAAGAUGAAGAAAGUGUUGGAGGAGGAGUUCUUUGUACAAAAGUAUCACAUGAUGGAAGAAUGAUGGUAGCUGGAACAUCGAAUGGAAUGUUGUAGUGAGUUUUUUAUAAACUUGUAAUAUAUUACUGAAAAAUAACAUUCUAGCUUGAUUGAUUUAUCCUUCUCCGAUAUGCCAAUUCUUGACGUCAUCAAUGCUCAUGAUAAUGAAAUUUGUUCCCUCGAUUUUUCUGACCAUGCCUCAACUUCUUCAAAUGAUCAACCAGCUUUUCUUGUAUCCGGCGGACGUGAUCGAUUUGUUCACAUUUUCCGAAAAGUUCCAUAUAGCUCGGAAUUUGUUCAUUGUGCAGUUUUGGAUUCACACAAAGCAGCUAUCAAAAGUGUGAAAUUUGCUGCGGUUAGUUCUUUUUUUUUUUGAAAAUGAAAAUUUAAUUUAAUUUCACGCCACGUGGCCAAACAUUUUUGUGAAAAAAAUCAUUUCAAAAUUUUAGAACAAUGGAAAAUUGCAUUUGUAUACUUGUGCUGUUGAUCGAACAAUGAUAAUUUGGAGAUUUGAUAACUUCAAAGAAAAUCAGAAUCUUUGCGAAUUUUCAAGACUUCAACAAAUUCAAACAAGUUCAAGUAUAAGUGAUAUGAAAUUCAUAAGAUACUGUGAUUUAAUUGUGAUUGGAGGACAUGAUCGAAUUUUGAAACAUUAUGAUUUAGAAGGAAAACAUUUAAGAGAUGUGAAAUCAAUGGAUGAUUCAGAAAUUGCUGGAAAAAUUGUGAAGAUUGCAAUUGACAGUUCGGGUUCAUAUGUAUGCACAAUUUGUUCGGAUAAAUAUAUUUAUUUAUCGGAUUUGAGAACUGGGAAUUGUUUGGCAAUUUUAUGCGGUUUUGGUGCUCCACCAACUGAUGUUGUAUUUUCUGAUGAUUUUCGAUGUGUUUUUGUCACAACUGCAAAUGGUGCUAUAUUUAUAUGGAGAAUUGCAAAGAAUUUAACGGAGAGAAUGAUUUCGGCUCAAGUUCGAUUGAUGGAACAAGUUACUAUGAGGUAAGUGACACGGGAAAAACAAUUAUUGUUAAUUUCAAAAUAACAUUACAACUUUCAAAAAUUUCAAAAUCCUAAUUUUCAGUUUGUCUCUGAUUUUUCUCAUUCACUGAUCACCUUCUCGAAUUUUCUUGUUUCUCCCAAAAUACAAUAAUAAAAGCCAUUUAUAAAGCGAGAAAAGAAAAUUGGGCGUCGGAAGGAAAGAUUUGAACAUUAGAUUUCGAAGGGGAUUUUUACUGAUUUCGAUCAAUUUCAUUAUUUCAACAGCCGCCUUCCUUUUUGUUUUGCUUUGUUUCGCGCAAAAAAUUAAUUUUAGAGAACACUUUUGAACCGCAAGUUUCAUAUUUCAUAAAUUUUCAGAACUGCAUCACCUGAUAGCCUUUUGGGAAGUGGAAGUGAAACAAUCAGUGAAUCAACACAUUCAUUUUCAAAACCUCUUGGAGCACCAGAAUUCUCGGGAAGCACAACUUCUUUAGGAUCAAACGACGAUUUUAGUGCCACUGGAUCACAGAUGAAAAACAACACGUGGCACCCGAUUGGUGGAUCGAGUUAUGCAAGAAUUGGUGACAGGUGGGUACUUUUUUCGGGGGGCCGCUCAACUUUACACUAGAGUUUUUUUGAAUUGAAAUUUCAUUUGUUGUUUGCGCAUCUGUUUGGGGGCAUCGAUUUCCGGAGAGGCAAUUUUUUAUUUUUCGUUUUAGUUUUAGAGUUUUGUUGGAUUUUUUGGCUGGAAUGAUAUUCGGGCCAAAAUUAGGCACUAUAUUUUUCGGAUAUGCGAAUGGAAAAUUUCCUUUUUCUCUAGAAAUACUUAAAGUUUUCUCUCAAAUUUUGUAUUGGAAGUUUAAAUUCGAAAAAGUUUAAAUUCGAAAAAAAGUUUGAAUUCGAAAAAAAAAGUUUAAAUUCGAAAAAAAAAUAUUUGGUGACGUUGGUAUAAUUUUUUAGGAAGCACUGAAAAAUCAACAGUUUACAUGCUUGACCAGACCAGCUUUUUCUUCUUUCUUCGUAAUGUCAAAAUUUUUAUACAAUAAUAGUGAGUAAUGCAAAUUUUGUUGGAUUGUCAUCACUCUACCCUUUUAUUCUUUUUCUUCUUCUUCUUCAUCAUUGUUGUUACCAGCCACAAAAAUUUGUAUUUUAUUUUAUUAUUCAUGACUAUCUUUUGUUACUUUGUACGGUUUUCAAGGGGGAUUGAUUGGAUUAAGUACAGGUUUUCGUUUCCCUCGAUUUAGUGGAAUUCCGAAAAUAAUUAGCACCUACUUCUUUUUUUUUGCUUGCUUGCUUGGUUUUGGGUUUUUCAAGCUGAAUGAUGAUGAUCUGUUUGUUUAAGCGAUCGGAAUAGAAGAAAAAGACGGACUUUUUGACCGGUCUCUAUUUUUGUUUGUCUCCUCUCGUUUUCCUAUUCUUUUUUAUUUAUGUUUAUAUUUAUAUUCAUAUUUCUUCCUUUUGUUUUGAGUUCAGUUCUUCUAAAGGUUCAUUUUUCUCACCCACUAUAGUAUAGUUUUUGUAUUCAUUUGCAAAAAAUGAGACGUUUGUUAUCUUGACAAUCGAGAUUAGAUUACUCGUGCGCCUCAUUGGCUCAGUGGUAGAGCGUCUGUCUAGUAAACAGAAGGUCGCUGGUUCGAUUCCAGCAUGAGGCACCGAAACAUUUUUAUCGGAAUUUUUGUUUUUUAUUUUGAAUAUUUCUAAUACUAUUUGUGGUGGUCUUAGAAUGUUCAAUGAACCGUUGGAUAAUUUUUAGAUGAUCUGACUAAUGGGUCGUGAUUUAAUAACUUUUAUUACACAUUCAUCUUACUUUUACCCGCUCUCCCACACAAUUUUACUGGAAAAAUGUUCAAAAAAAUUGUAGAACAGUUGUUGUGUUCUUCGUUAUUAAUUACCCGGAUUCAUUUUAUCUAGAAGGUUCAGCCGAUUUCUUCCAAGCUGGAUUUCUUUCAUUUUUUCGACGUCACACUUGGUCGGAUAUAAAACAUAUGCUUUUUUUGUGUAUUCAGAAUUUUAUUGAACUAACAUAAAUCUUUGUUGAAUCUAUUUUAGUUAUUCUGGUCUUCUUCAAAAUAUCGAACACAAUGGAAUAUUCUAAAAAUUUCAUAAAUUUUCCAAUAUUCAAUUUUUUAGAGCACUCUUUCUAACUCGAUUUGUAUAGCUCUGUUCUCCCUAAAAUACCUGUGUUCUUUCUGACUCAUCCAUCCAACAGCAUUUUUCUAUAAAAAAUUUUGUCUGUGUUCUAUAUUUUUUGCAAUUCGUCACACCUGGUCGGAUUUGUAUCUAAUAUGUUUUUCAAUUUCAUUUUGUAUAGAAUAAUAUGAGUUUUCUAUGUUUUUUCAAAAACAAAAAAAUCAAAAGUGUAAUAUGUUUUCAUAAAAAUCAGAAGAAGAAGAUAGCUUUAGAGGAUUUCGUAAUUUUACUUGUUCGUUUUCUAAAAAAAGAGAAAAUAAAUAUAUUCAGGUCAUUUUCGAAUUUCGAAUUAUUUUGCGCAUAUUUUGGUAUGAUAAUAAUAUUAAUAAUAUAAAUAAAAGACUAUUAAUGAUAGGGAAAAAGUUAUGCAAAACAUGUCAAAAUGUCCUUGAAAUUUCGCGCGGAAUGUAAACAAAAAUGUUGUUUUCUCGAUUUGAUUUCAUAAAUAUCUAAGUAAUUUUAUAUCAUUUUUAUUUUCUUUUUCUUGAUUUUCCCAAAUUUCUUUUUUCUUGACCACUUCUUUUUUCCAAAUUUUUUUGCCGUGUUGUAAAUGUUUCUUUGAAUGACCAGCUGUCGGUCUUCCAAUUUAUCACUUUAUCACAUUUUUUUCGUGAUUAUUUUGUUGGAAGAAAAAUUAUUACUUUUGGAUUUUCUAAGAUAGUGAGAAAAAUGCUUAUUGUUGCGCGGUAAAUUGAGAUUUAUUAUUAUUUUUUCCUGCAGACAAUUUGGAAUUUUUCAGCUCAUUCUCGCCAAGUGUUCAAUCGGCGCCGGCGGUUGAAAGAAGAACGCACACCAAUUUAUUUUCACCAAGUGAUCAGUACGGUAGGUUUUUGGUGAGGGAGGGGUGUUCAGAUUAUUAGAAUUGUAGAGGAUUUGAAAAGUGAUGAGAAUUCUGUGUUAGCCUGAAAAUUACAGUUAGAUAAUUUAGGAAUAAUUUUUGAAAUCGUAAAUUUUCCAUUGGAAUAUUAGUUUAUUACGAAAAUCUGAAUUUAUUACAUUUAAUUUUUUUCUCAUAGAAAGUUUUCGCGCCUAAUAAAAACUGAUAUAAAAUUAUUCUUGAUCAAAGUUUUAAGUGUAUUCUCAAAGGUAUAAUAAGUUGAUAUUUAUCACUAUUUUAAUGAGCCAAGGUAUUAUUAUUAUUAUUAUUUUAAUUUCAUCUACAUAAACACAAAAUUCCAACAUAACUAAAAAAAUUUUUUUCAGAAACUGACGCUUCUGAAACACAAUCUGAUUUCAUAUCUGCCGGAUCUCGUCGACGAAAUAAUCGCAUAUUUUCUGAAGAAGAUCAACAUAAUAACUUCUUAGCUGCACCAAUUGGCGAAGUUCGACGAUCUGCUUCCCCGUUGUCACCAUUUGGUGGCGCUGCGCAUUUACAACAAGACGAUUCGCUGAGAGGAUAUCAAUCAAGUAAAUCGAUGAUGAAUUUACGGUGAGUUGUGUUUUUGGAACAUUUUUUUUUCUUUUUUUCGAAAAAAAAAACGCAAAAGCUUUUUUUAAAAUGAAAUGUGAUGUAAAUUCAAUUUGCCAUCCCCGAAAAAUCUCGAAAAUAUAUUUUUUAUUUUUCAGUGACGUUUCUGGACGUGUUCCAACUGCCAAAGAACUCAUGUUAUCUCAUAUUCGAAAUUCAAAUGGAGGUGGAUCUUCUUCGAAUCUUGGAUCGACGACACCAACUUCAAGAAUGCGAUGGGGAGAAAUGGCGCCAGUUCAACAGAAUCGUGAGUUCUCAAAAAAUUGAUGUGCUAGAAAAUUAGAACUUCUCAAAAAUAUUUUUUCGAAAUAAGUUUCCACAAUAUUUUUUAACUCGUUAAAAAUGUACGGUCCUCACAUGAGAUUCUCACGAGUUUCUUUUGUGCAAAAUGCACUUGAAGAUGGGAAAACAUAGUUAGUUUUUUUGCUGUUGAAAGAAGAAUAAAUAUAACCUCCUUGAAAAUGUGCCAUUAUUAAUUACCCUUAUUUAUUUUCCCAUUCGCCCACCUUCUUCCUUUUUCCUCUUUUUACCCCAUAAGAAAAUGGUGUGACAGGCAGGUGCAAGAAAAAAGGAACAUUAUUGAUUCAUUUUUCGGUAACCUUGAAAGCUCACCUUUUUCUUUGUUUUGUUUUCGUUUUUUUCUAAAUCGAAAAGUUUAGUUUAUGUAAAUUUUUGUGACUUUUUCUUCUCUCAAUUUACAUUAAAAUAUUUAAUUGAAAUUCAACCUCCUAGUCACUCGCAACAAAAAAAACGAAACAAAAUAUCACAUUUCGUAUUUUUUGUCAUGCAUUUUUUAUUAUUCUCCAUUUUUUUUCAGCCUCGAACGAUUGGCAACCUAGUUCAACAAGUGAUAUUCAUCAUAUUUCACCGGUUAUGGUUUCGCCAAUGAACAGAUCUGUUUAUCAGAAUGGACCACCGCCUGUUACACCAAGAACUACUUCGAGAUUAUUGACGACGCCACCAUCACACCAAGCAUUGCAACAGAUUCAGGUUGGGAAUUUUGGACUUAAAAAAUGACUUUUUGGUUUGAAUUUGACUUUUAGAAAAUAAGUCAACCUAAAUUUGUUUUUCAACGCACAAGAUAUUUUCGUAAACAGUAUAUUCUAAGUUCAGUUGCCCUUAUUUAUUUCAAAAAUCUCAUUUCUUGUUUUUUUUCAAAGUGUAUUUUUGCGAUAUUCAAAUUUUGUCUACGACAAGUUUUUGUUCAAUUUUUUUUAUUUUCAGAAGUCUUUCAAAUCUUCUUUUUUUCCAGGCCAAUUCUCCAUUCCGUCGAAAAUCAAUGGAUCGAAAUAGUUUGUCGCGAAAAUUCCUCGACAACGGUGGAACUCAACCAAAAACUGUAUGGAGUCCUCAAAAUAUCACAACAACUGCUGCUCCGCGAAAAAGUUUCACCGACUUGUUUGCGGCAACAAAUUCCGAAGCUACAGUUCCAUCGCCAAUCACACGAAGACGUGAGUAUUUUUGUAAACGAGAAAAAUUCUAUGAAAAAUCCCCGAAAAUAUUUACCCGUUUUGCUCCCAAAUUCCUACCAUUUUACCCGUUUAGAAACCCAUAAACAACUUCGAUUCUCGACGGCUCGAAAUGAGUUCGAUGAUGAGAAUUUUGUGAGUAGCACAACAAAUUGUGAUAUUCCGAGACGAUUUCGGAGACCACAAACAGUUACUGUUGAUACGAGAGAUAUGAAAAUGGCAAUGAGUAGAAAAGAAGGUGUGAGAUGAUCACUUGUUGUUUUUUCUUUGCAUGAUAAUUUCAACAAAAAAAAUGAUCGGCACUUCUAAACAUUUACGAAUUUUCUCAAGAACUUUUGAAUUAAAAUUCUAGAAAAACUUCUAGAAAACGUUUUUAUCGCUCAAUACUUUUAUUUGGGGUAUAUUUGUGUCAGGGUUCACUUCUAAUUGUCUUAUUAAUUUAAUUUACACAACUUAUCACUUUUUGAAAACAUACUGUUUUUCAAAAAAAGCAUAUCAUAUAAUUCACCUCCGAUCUAACAAUGGAAUCUAAAUUUUGGGAUACACUUCCAGUUUUUGAAAAAUAAUUUUGACACUUUGUUUUGGCAUAAGCUUCAGAUAGGUUUUUUCUCGAAAAUUGGAAUUGUUUCACUUUGUCUUCUGGGAUCUGUGUCCACUUCUUCCAACUUCUAAAAAUCCCCAUUAAUUUCUCAUUUUCAGUCGAAGAACCAUCAUUUUCAUCAAGUCUCCGAAGUCGAAGUCAAAGUCCAAAUAAAUUGGCAUUGAGUCAAAUGCUUGGAUCAAGAAAUGAAGUAUCAUCAAGUGCCUCAUCUACAGUUUCUGGAAUGACAAAAACAAAACGACGAGAUUCGGAUAUGUCAUAUGUUCGAUCAGCGACUCGCGGAAGAGAUGAAUUGAGAAAAUCGACUGAUGCAUUGAAUAAAUUGAUGGCUGUUCGAAGUAAAUUACAUCAAUCGAGUGAGAAUUUGAGAAAAUCUACAGAGAAUUUAUCGAUUGUUGAUGGAUCGAGGACAAGAAGUAUUACGAAUCUAAGAGCACCUUCGAGAAAUAUGGAAACUUUUGGAACUUUUGAUGCUGAUUCGAAGAGUCAAUAUGGGUAAGCUUUUUGGAAAUCUAAAUAGUAGAGCGAAUUAUUUAGCUGAAAAAAAUUAGCAGAAAAAUAUUGUCAGAAAGUAUACGUGGCAUUGUUAAAUGUCUGAAGUAAAAAUCACUUAACUAUAGUUAGUUCUAAUGAUAAGAAUAUGAAAACUACUCGUUAUCAAAACGAAAUAUUUACAUUUUUUUCAUUUUUAUAAAUUUUGUUUUUACAGUUCUACAAGUUCUUUGGCACAUUCAAGAAUGUUGGCGAGAAGUAUGACAAAUAUGAAUGAAAAUAUUGCAAUGGAAGGAUCAGCAGCAAAUCGAGAUUAUGAUUCGCCAUCAAAACGACUGGCAAACACAAUUCAAAUGAUGAGAAAAGCCAGUAAUCCUGAUUUGACAGCACCGGAACAAUAUACAAAUCAAGAAGAAACAUCUCCAUUUGCAAUGAAACCGAGAGGAGCUGUACAAAAGAAAAUGGAUAGAUAUCGAUUAAAAAAUAAAAGUAUUGGAGGUGGAAGAAAUCAAACAUCGGAAGAAAGUGAUAACAGUGAUAUACCAUGUGGAAAACGAAAUGUGAUUGGAGGAACAACUUCGAGUGAUUAUUCGCCAGCUUCUUCGACAAGAUCUUCGUCGCUGGCAAAUACACAAAUGUCGGUUUCAUCGGCAAGACGAUUUUAUGAUCAACAGGGGAGUCGACCAGCACCGCCAGCAACACCGAGAAGAGUUGGAGGAAAUUAUUUAGUUACUAAAAUGACGUAAGGGAUUUCUUGGUACUAAUUUGAAAGUUUUAGAAAUUGUUAAAUUCUUAUGACGUGAACUGUGACUUGAUUUUCAGAAAAUCAUUUAAGCAACUUUUUAAAAAAAUCUUUUCAAAACAAAGAAAACUUGAAAGAUUUUAUCGUACAACAAAUAAGCUUCAGUCCUUCCGACAACAAUAAUUCCUCCCAAUUUUUCCAUAUCAAUAAAAUUUAUAUUCAUUUUUUCCAGCGAACAGCUCAAUAAUAAAUCAAUGGAAGGUCCAGAUUUGGGAAGCGAUGAUUCGCCAAGAAGUUCGGUUAACUCACAUGAUUGGCAAAGUUUGAUAGAAACUGGAAGAGAUGGUAAUAAACAUCGUAAGUCAUUUGUUACUCUGAAAUGUUUUUUUUCGAAUUUCCCGGUUAUUUUGAGUUUAUUUCUCACCCUUUGGUGUCUUAUUAUUUCAGCGCUAAUUUGUCAUGUGCAAGAUUGUAUGGAACAAUUGAGAAUUCAUGUGGAUAAAUUAUCGCAAGCUAAGAGAAUGGUAAGAACUGCUUUUUGUCAACAUUUUCCUUUUUUGUUUUGUGAUAUUUUGGAGGGGAAAUUUUCGGGAUGUUUUGGACAAAAAAUUAAAUUUCUAGGUGGAAGAGGACUCGAGUUUACCUAUCGAACAGAAAAAGAUAGUGACGUGUGAAAUUGAUCGAUCGAUUGAACGAGUUGUUGAAAAAUUGGCGCCAAAAGAAGUGACUUUGGCAAAUGAUUAUGCACCAUCAAAGAAUUCUAAUAUUUACGGUAUUCUCAAAGAAAAUUUGACAUCUAGACAAUAA
Caenorhabditis angaria is the source of this 11704-nucleotide messenger RNA. The record is from the annotation of a GenBank genome assembly. NCBI's taxonomy places the organism in Eukaryota, Metazoa, Nematoda, Chromadorea, Rhabditida, Rhabditidae.